Molecule: messenger RNA, 3525 nt
Organism: Terrapene triunguis (Three-toed box turtle)
Lineage: Eukaryota; Metazoa; Chordata; Testudines; Emydidae
Product: zinc finger protein 189-like
Exons: 2
Coding region: 545-1906 (453 amino acids)
Source: RefSeq, a predicted model, not a curated record
CCCAAACAUCUGCCUCUCCCAAGGGGGCUCUGUGACCACAUUCCCAUCUGUUCAGAUCCCACAACCCCCACCAUGGUACGAGGCCAGGUUAGAAUCCGGGAAUGUUCUUUGUGACAAAUACUCUACAAAUCCUCAAUGCACCCUGAUCUUGCCUGAUUUCACCCCCUCAGCAGGACUCCCCAUUCCCAAACCUGACCUGAUUGCCCAGCUGGAACGAGGGGAAGAGCCAUGGGUCUCAGAUCUCCAGGCCUUCGAGGAAAGGAAGAUACCAAGAGGCACCCACACAGGUGAUAGGACUGUGAGUGAGAACAGGGAGGAGAAUCCACAUCAGGAAAGUAAAGCACUGGUGAAACCACAGGGGUUGUUUUUGAGAAGAGCUAAAGGGAAUUCUUCUCAAUGCUGGGAAAAGGUCAAAACCCGGGGAAAUCAACACAAAUCAGAGAGGAACCUGGGAAACCACCCAAGGAAGAAAGUGGAUGAAUCCAUUCAAUAUGGGGUAGGAUGUAACAAUCUCAAGGAAACCACAGCCCAGCCAAAAACCCACAUGGAAGAGAGAACCUACAAGUGCUUGGACUGUGGGAAAAGUUUCAGUCGGAACUAUUCCCUUAUACUACAUCAGAGAAUUCAUACAGGAGAGAAACCCUAUAAAUGCUUGCAUUGUGGGAAAAACUUCAGUCGGAACUACACCCUUAUUCUACAUCAGAGAACCCAUAUGGGAGAAAGACCUCCUAAUCAACUUGAUGGUGGGAAAUGUGUCAAUGAGAAUUCAAACCUUAUUACUUAUCAGAAAAUCCACACAGGGGAGAGACCCCAUAAGUGCUUUGAGUGUGGGAAAUGUUUCACUGAGAAGUCAGCCCUUGUUAAACAUCAAAGAAUCCACACAGGAGAGAGAGCUCAUAAAUGCUUGCACUGUGGGAAAAGUUUCAGUCGGAAUUAUACCCUUAUUAUACAUCAGAGAAUCCAUACGGGAGAAAAACCCCAUAAAUGCUUGCACUGUGGGAAAAGUUUCAGGCGAAACUACACCCUUAUUCUACAUCAGAGACUCCAUACGGGAGAGAAACCCUAUAAAUGCUUGCACUGUGGGAAAAAUUACAAGCAGAAAUCAAGCCUUUUUUCACAUCAGAAAAUCCAUGCAGGAGAAAAACCCCAUAAAUGCUUGGACUGUGGGAAAAGCUUCAUUCACAGCUCACAGCUUAUUAGACAUGAGAGACUACACACGGGAGAGAGACCUUAUAAAUGCCUCGAAUGUGGGAAAAACUUCAGUCGGAACCAUACCCUUAUUCUACAUCAGAGAAUCCAUACAAGAGAAAGACCCCAUAAGUGCCUCAACUGUGGGAAGUGUUUCAGUCGGAAGACAAACCUUGUUACUCAUCAAAGAAUCCACACGGGAGAGAGACCCCAUAAAUGCAUCGAGUGUGGGAAAUGUUUCAAAGACAAGUCAAACCUUAUUACACAUCAGAGAAUCCAUACUGGGGGGAGACCGCAUGCGUGCCUGGACUGUGGGAAAAGCUACAGUCGGCGGUCACACCUUACUAAACAUCAGAGAAUCCACACAGGAGAGUGCCCCCAUAAAUGCUUGAGCUGUGGGGAAAGUUUCAAUCGGAACUCAAACCUUGUAACACAUCAGAGAAUCCAUAUGGGAGAGAAACCCUAUAAAUGCUUGGACUGUGGGAAAGGCUUCAGUCAGAGCUCACACCUCAUUAUGCAUCAGAGAAUCCAUACAGGGUAUAAACCCUAUAAAUGUUCUGACUGUGAGAAAACCUUCAUUCAGAGAUCACACCUGCUUAGACAUCAGAAAGUCCACAUGGGAAAGAGACAUCAUAAAUGCCCAGACUGUGGAAAAAGGUUUAGGAAGAACUCACACCUUAUCAUGCAUCAGAGACUCCACGUGGGAGAGACAUCUUGAAUGUGGGUGAUGCUUCAGUUGGGCACAUAUCGUAUCAGGCAUCAGCAAAUCCACACAGGGAAAAGUUCUUUUAAAUGUCCUUAGCAUGGAGAAAGCUGCAAUUGGGAAGGUAACUCCAUAUUGGACCUCAGAGACUCCUCUAUACAGGAGAGAAAUGCUGUCUGUGCUCUGACUAGGGCUGGUUACGGUAGUAUAUACAUCUCCAUUUCCUAAUUCCCAUACACAGUGGUGGCAUUUGGCUCCCAAGUAUCUAGCUGCCCAUCUCUGGGGGCAGGUUCCAGCAGCAGUUGACCCUGAGGUGAUCAGGGACCAUCUGGCUUUGCCUGCUCUAAGCAAACCCCAGGCAGAGGAGGAGAAGUCCCGAUCAGCCCCUCCUCUCUGCUGCAGCCCUGGGUGCUGAACUGAUGGACCUUCUUGCCUCCUGCUAACCUGCUGGGGGAAGGGAAGAGAGAAACUCCUUCAGAAGCUCCCUCUGAAGUUCCCCCCCUCCUCCCUUCCCAUCCAAGAUUAGGAGAAGUAUACUUGGGCCAGGCCCCACCUUCACUCCACACACUUGUCCCCAUCCUGCGUCUUCCACCAGUUUCUGGGCUCAGCUCAGCUCCCAAACUUAUCCUGCAGGGAACAGUUCCAGAUAAGUGUCCUAGGGUGCUGGGAAUCAGAUGUCAAGUGACCGGGAGGGGGUUUUGCCAGGGAUCUGGGGGAUUUAAUGUUUUGGGCUGGUGGAGAAGGGAAUCAAAUGGAGCUCAGGUGAUCAAGAUAUUGGUCAUCAUGGAAUGAGAAGAGAGGGAGUGUGCAGGGUUAGGGAGGUUCUGCCCUCUAUCAUUCACCUCCUCUGCCCCUUUUCCCUGCCACCUCUACAUUCAGAAGGCAACACUGAGAGGGACUAAUUUCCACAGGGCCUUUUUUGGGAGGCCUAGAAAUUCAACCUCAGCAGGAGGUUUUUCUAGCCUAAGAAAGUGAUCAGGAGUAGCAACCAGAAUGAUCGUGGCCUGUUUUGUAAAGGACUUGGAGGUCUACUGAUGAAAAGUUCUAUCCAAGCAUUAGAUAUUAUUUUUUAUUUAUGUUGGGCCAAGCAAAAUGAGACCUGACACUCAACUCCAUGGUGUUUGUUUGCAUGUAAUGCAAUUACUUUGAAUGCUGCAACUGAUCAAUUCAGACAUUUCAAACAUCUGGGCUCCCUAUGCAAUGCAUGGGGAAAGAUAGGCACCUUAGGAUAGGAGCCACAAAAGUCAGUACACUAGGUGGGAAGUCACCUAAGCUGGCCAGUGGGACAUGCCAAUGAGAGAGUUCUACCCUAAAUCAGUCCCUCUGACAGAGUUAGGUACCAAAGUCUGGGCAGCUGGGAGAUGCCCAUCUCUGCUUGGGAUGUAUGACCAGGAACCCUGCUCCUGGACUAAGGCAACUUACGCUGCAAGCAAUUGGUUUAUCACCAGGACCCUCCCCAAGCAGGCGAGGGUGGAGAGGUCAGAGCGAUCUCUGGGGUCAUGCAGUCCUGGCAGCAGGACGGGAAUUGCUCUCACUGCAGUAACUCUUUGUUGUUGUGGGUGGAAUCCACAUUCCUUGCAAGAUAUCAGAGCCCAGGCUGCAGAUGGGAGAGGUUAGUAUCUCCCCAAGGGACC